This is a messenger RNA of Soboliphyme baturini, 663 nucleotides long. NCBI's taxonomy places the organism in Eukaryota, Metazoa, Nematoda, Enoplea, Dioctophymatida, Soboliphymatidae. The record is from the annotation of a GenBank genome assembly.
AUGAACCGAAACCAACUGCCUUUUCAGUUCACAGAGUGGUUUUUAUCGCAUUACUGUCUAAGGCGCAGCCUACAUGAAUGCCAUGACGUAUACAUCAACAUCUUGAUUGUUGAUAGUGUGCGUUUUUCAGAACUACAGCUUCAUGGAAUUCUUCCGACAGAUAUCAACUUUCUAGUGUGCACCCAUGGUCACUUGGAUCAUAUAGGAAAUUUAAAUUUGUUUCCAACUGCAAAGAUUAUUCUUGAUAACGAUGUUUGCUCUUUCCCUAGUAGUUCAUUAAAGGUCAUUUUGGAAUUUGGUCAGGAAGCACAUCCAUUGACUUCAAACGUUAGCCUAAUGCGAACGACUGGCCACACUAGCCAUGACAUAAGCGUUGUUGUAACAAAUGCGAUAAAUGGAGGUAGUUGUUGUGCAUUUUUUAAAUCAGUUUUAUUUUCUCAUUCAGGGGACAUAUUCGAAUGUGAACAUGACGACGUCGACCGUAAGUGGGAACAGUUAUCUUGGAAUCCAGAGAUGCAGAAAGAAUCGCGUCAGCUUAUCCUCGCUCUAGCUGAUUAUGUUAUUCCUGGCCAUGGAGAAAUUUUUUGCUCUCCAUUUCCUUUUGCAUUAGAAUUCAUGACUCUAAAGAAUCGCCUUAUUCAGGUAGUGAUUAAUAAGCAGUAG